This is a messenger RNA of Paramuricea clavata, 4125 nucleotides long. Lineage: Eukaryota; Metazoa; Cnidaria; Anthozoa; Malacalcyonacea; Plexauridae. The record is from the annotation of a GenBank genome assembly.
AUGCUUAUCAGAAAAGCAUGCAACGCUGGAUUCGCACGUCAAGAGCAUCAAUCAUGUCCGGAUCCACCUCCACAAGGUGAAGAAGUCUAUGUUAUAGAUGCAACAGACAUUUCAGAAUUGCCAGUGACAUUCAAUGUGGUCGAGACAAUAUCAACGACGAAAACUCCCAUCCCGGAUGUCAAACCAGUUUUUAAAUCAGAGAUGGCGACACCUGAUGAGAAGUGGCUCAGUUCCUUCCGGUUACCUACAAAGGUAUAAGACAUAUAGUGUGAUCAUUAAUACAUCUACAAUUAAUAAUUGAUGAGAAAAUUAGAAACACAUUACUUUAUGAUUUUUUGUGUUGGUAUUUACCAGUGCUGUAACGAGUCACCUGCAGGUCGAGUCACGAGUCGAGUCUUUUCAGUUUCUGAUCUGAUUAUAUAUUAUUGCAUAAAUAUAAAAAAUGAAAAUAGCCGGUCAGAAUUAGUAUAAAUACAAAAAAUUUUGAGACUCUAUUUUAAAAACUGUACGUGGCACUAGCGUUGUUUCUAAAAACAGAAAUGUAAUAUAUAGGCAUGCCCGUCAGGAAUAUACUGUAAAUCCCAUAUAUUUUCUGAUAAAGUUUCCAAGUUAUCAUUGUUCACAGGUUGACAGUUCUGCUCAUUGUUUUUCCCAAGCAAUUCAAUUUUCGAGUCAUUUGGGGCUGAUGACUCGAGUCGAGUUGACUCAUUUUUUGUUUUGGACUCGAGUUGCUGAAAAUAGCGACUCGAGUCCGAGUCAAUGACUCGACUCGUUACAACACUCAGUCUGGUAUUUAUUUUGGUUGCAUGAUGACAAUGGAUAUUAUUGAAAUUGAUACUAUUGAUCCAUUGAUCCUUGGCCUCGCACGGAAUGUUAUUGAGCGGAUAUCCCAAUGAGCGGAUAUCUUUUUUUCUUUUGAUGAGUUAUGAAUGAGUUAUGAACGAAUCGAUAAGUUAUGAAUGUUCAGAGGACGAAAAACGAGACUCUCAAUGGAAACAAUCAUGAAAACGAGGUUUAAUAGCCAAAGGUGUCGUAGUGUCGUAAUUUUUGUUAUCACUCGAAAACACCUGAUUUCUCUGCAUGCCAGCACAAAUCCAGAAUCCGAAACGAAAUUAUCAAAAUCACAAUUUAUAAAGUUUCGAAAAGUUUUACCUUAAGUUUAUAACCUUUUGGCAAAACUUAAACAUUCAUUUUGCCGUGGUUUUCAAAUAAAUCUUUUACAGAACAUUGGGGGAAAAUUUGAAAAUCCAUAGAAUGGAAAUUUUUUCCAGUGGAAAUAGAAUUACGUUUGCAAAUAAUCUGUAUAUCUUUCAUUUCGACUUUUAGUUCUCUCCAGGGGUAACUGCAGCCCUUGAGAACAAGUCUUUAACAGGCAAUACAAGAGACGAAUUCAAUAGAGACGUCUGUAACAGCAUCAAAGUCCAUACCAUGAAUCCGAAGAAACACGAAAGGGACUUCGUGGCAUUUCGUAUCAUAACGGAAUAUCCGUUUUUGGCCGACAAGAUUGGUUGUGGAACGGUAGGUGGUAAUAUUGUAUGUUAACAUGUUUUUGUACGCAGACGUCACAGUGUAGAAAUUAUUUUGGUUCACGAAACGCUGAGGUGGGCUCAAAAUCAAUCAGAAAAUACAACCUGUUUCAUCCAAGAAGAAUUAUCAGGGGUUUUCUGAUGAUUCCUCUUGGAUGAUACUGUACAUGCAAAAUUAUAUUCAUUUUUAAAAAUGUAACAUACCUAUCAUUUCCAUUCUUUAGGCAUCGUGGGAGCAAUCGAUAAAAAAUCGCUUCAAAAACCAGCGAAAGCUAAAAAGAAAAGCCAAUCCACAAUCAAUCGAAAUCGCUCCUCGCACUAAACAGACUGCAAGUGAAGAAGAGGCAAUUUCCGGGGAGACAGGCGAAACAUGCCAGGAGCAUCUCAAUGCCUUAAAAAAGGAAAUGGCCAAAACCAAGAACAAAAAUUUCUUUCUUAUUAAAGAGCUGAUGGUAGCAACUUUUGAAGCAAGAAGGAAACACAUUACGACAAGUCCAACAACACUACAUGUCCUUCUGUUGGACUAUCCAGGACUGAGGCUAGUUUCAGAGGUAUAGUCAAAAGCAAAAUUAAUAUUAAUAACAAAUCCAAAAAGUUGAUUGGUCAAAUUUGAGGUACUUAGCGCUGUUAUAUUCACUUACAGGUGAACAUUUAAUUCACUUACAGGAGAACAUUUCACAUUCACUUGCAGGUUAAUUAACCGGAAUUUGCAAAAUGGCAGAUAUAGCAGUUUUGUGGAAGUUACUGAUAAAAGAAAUAAGUGAAAUUAAAAUAAAUUAAUCAAUCCCAAAAAACACAAAAGACUUGUGAAAAAAUACUACUUAAACAAUUUUUUGCCUCAGACUCAAUCAGGGAAUUAUUUACUUAGAAUUUAUCAACAUCAUUUAUGCUGAAAUUUGCUGUGUUGGUGUAAUGUACUCAGGUGAAUAAGAUGCUUGUGUGAUGUUACUCUGAGUGAAUAUCCACACCGGACAGGCUUGAAAAAUAUGCCUGGCCACGGUGGGAUUUGAACCUACGACCUUUGGAAAGGUCCUUUCAAACCUUUGGAAAGGUCCUUUCGAACCUUUGGAAAGGUCCUUUAAUUCAAAGGUCGUAAGUUCGAAUCCCACCGUGGCCAGGCAUAUUUUUCAAGCCUGUCCGGUGUGGAUAUUCAAUCAGAGUAAUAUCACACAAGCAUCAUUUAUGCUUUCAAAAUGUGAGUAUGAACAUGAUGCUUGGGAUCUUUAUGCUCAGCAAUUACAUACCAAGAUAAGUAUGCACAAUCCGGGCCAGUAUAAGAAUAACCGGUAAAACAGUUAAAUAUAUAAACAUUUGAUCACAACAUACCUGUACAUAUAUUGUCCUAUUUCAACAUUUAGCUCAAAUCAGAAUUCGAAAGAAUAAUUGGUUUGACUGGGACCUGCAGAAAGAUGAUGGAAAUAUACAGGCAUUACGCUCAAGCAAAAAUACUUGGUCUUGCCCAAUUCAAAGCAAAAAAGUCACCAGCAAUCAUGCAGAUUCUGCAUGAAAUGGACGAAUGUAUCAAAGAAGACACAGAGAAGAAGUCGGGUACAGUACAACUUUUUGAAAGGAACGAAUUCCUGGUGGCAUGAAAUAAAGGAUCCCCAGCUUGUAAAAGCACACCCUCAAGCCUACCCAUUCAAUACAGUACCAUUCAAAGUGGCAAAGGAGCUAUGUAAGAAUAUACAAAAAUAGGGGAUAAUUUUUGAGAUGGGAGGAGCCCAAAAGAGCUACACCUGUGGUAUAAAAUAGUUAAUACUAUAUAUUGUAGAUUAUAACUGUAACAAUAAUGUUAUUAUAUUUUACCUUCUCUUUAGAUAUUGAAGAGGAUGGUUCAGUAAUACUUUUGCAAAUGCUGCUCAAAGAAAAGUCAACAAAUGUUGAGGCAAUUAUUAAACUCUGCUCGGUAUGUUUUGAUAUAUAAUUAUAUUACAGUUUAUCACUCUAUGAAUAUAUCUUAAUCUUUCAGAUGGAAAAUGAGGUCAUCAUUCCAUGUUUUGCACACCAAUAUAGGUUAGGGUUAGGGUUAGGUAUUAGGGUUAGGGGUUAGGUUUAAGGUUGGGGUUAGGGUGUGUAUAUAUGUGUAUGGAGGUAUCUAGUGAACUUUUCAAUACACUAUAAUAUCCAUUACAUAACAUUUACUAUAUUAGUGCGCGAAACAUGGAACGAUUACCGAAAAUGACCUGUGUUGUUUAUAAUUGAGACAUGAAAAUUUAUGAUCAUGAAUCCAUAAACAAUCAAAGGGUGGGUAUUGAAGUCUAGUAAACAACUAGCCUUCUUAUCUUUAUCUUAGGACAACGAAUCAAUUGAUGACUUCAUUCAAAAUACAAUUGCACCGAUGUUAAUUGGUGCUGGGCAGUUAGGAAGCAUCACACCUUUAUACCUGGCAUCGGAAGGAGAAAUCAUAAUCAAGUUUUCAAACACAAACCUUAUAAAUGCAGUGGUGGUUCUAAUUACCUCGUAUUACACAUUCAAUGUGAAAUACCCAAACAAGGGUAAAAAUGUGUACUGCUUCUUGGAAGCAAUUCUACUGGAAAAAACAGACGAAGCCAAGCGAAGGGUUGCCAUCAAUCGCUUGAUGCAAGAGAUGGACAUGUAA